GCCAAGAACUAUACCAACACCAUGUUCAGAAACCAGUACUCCAGUAUGGCCCCCCAAACCUUCAAAUUUGUGGGUAAAUUUUUCACAGAUGUCUCCCUCUACAUCCUUGGCUCUGACAUCCAUGUCAAUGAUAUGGUCAACGAACUCUUUGACAGUUUGUUUCCUGUGAUCUAUUCACACCUGAUUAACCCUGGCUUCCCUGAGGUCUCCUUGGAAAUGGCUGAAUGCCUUCGUGGGGCAAGGCGGAACCUCCAAGCCUUCGGACAUUACCCAAAGAUCAUCAUGACCCAGAUGUCCAAGUCACUGCAGACAACUCGAGUCUUUCUCCAGGCCCUGAAUCUCGGAAUUGAAGUGAUCAACACAACUGACCAUUUAAAGUUCAGCAAGGACUGUGGCCAGAUGCUCCUCAAAAUGUGGUACUGUUCUUAUUGCCAGGGAUUGGCGAUGGCCAAACCUUGUGCUGGCCACUGCAGUGCCGUCAUGCAAGGAUGCCUCGCUAACGUUGUAGAGAUAGACAAAUAUUGGAGAGAAUACAUCAGCUCCCUAGAAGAGCUUGUGAAAGGCAUGUAUCGGGUCUAUGAUAUGGAACAUGUCCUACUUAGUCUCUUCACCCUGAUCCGAGACGCCAUCCUGCAUGUUCAGAAGAAUGGAGGAAAACUCACUGCCACAAUCGGCAAGCUCUGUGCCCAUCCUCAGCAGCGGCAGUAUAGAUCAGCUUAUUAUCCUGAAGAGUUCUUUAUUGACAAGAGAGUAUUAAAAGUUGCUCAUGUAGAACAUGAAGAAACCUUAUCCAGCCGGAGGAGGGAACUGAUCGCAAAGUUGAGAUCACAGAGUGACUUUUAUAGUGCUCUCCCUGGCUAUAUCUGCAGCCACAGUCCAGUGGUUGAAAAUGAUACCUUUUGCUGGAAUGGACAAGAAAUUGUGGAAAGGUACAGCCAGAAGAUGAUGAAGAAUGGAACCAAAGGCCAGGCUAGCAGCCAUGAUGUGAAAAUGAAGAGUCUUGAGCCGAUAAUAAGUCAGAUUAUUGACAAGCUGAAACACGUUAACCAGAUUCUAAAAAGUAUGGCAAUAUUGAGGCGGGCCUCAGAUAAGAAUCGUGAGGAAGACCUUGCAAGUGGCGACUGUGAUGAUGAAGAUGACUGUAACCGAGGCUCUGGUGAUGAUGGGUUAAGAGUGAAAAAUCAGCUCCGCUUCCUAGCAGAACUGGCUUAUGACCUGGAAGUGGAUGAAGCCCCUCUGAACAAGCAACUUCUGAACCAGCAAAGCAAAGAAGGGAAAAGCGUUAAAAGUCUGGGGCCAGAGAAUUCCAUGCUGGGUCUUUUGGCCGGCUUCCUACUAUAUGUGCUGUGUUUCUUUGUGCUGGUCCACUGACUCAACAGUGCAAGGCCACACUUUAAUGGUACCUAUCCCUUUGCAAUGACCCUUUGCAAAGGAAAUCUCCUUAGGAGCUAUCUCUUCUGUC
This is a messenger RNA of Gracilinanus agilis (Agile Gracile Mouse Opossum), 1462 nucleotides long. RefSeq names its product glypican 3 (gene GPC3). The record is from RefSeq and is a predicted model, not a curated record. Gene Ontology annotation, biological process: positive regulation of canonical Wnt signaling pathway; regulation of protein localization to membrane; cell migration. Gene Ontology annotation, cellular component: plasma membrane; cell surface; extracellular region. Lineage: Eukaryota; Metazoa; Chordata; Mammalia; Didelphimorphia; Didelphidae. The annotation marks the transcript as partial. The transcript is spliced from 6 exons.